ACUGUUACUUCUCCUUCCUGAUCUCAGAUACGCAGAGGAUCCUCGACAGGAUGGACGACAGCGAGACUUACAUGAAUAUGAAACGCACAUAUACUGGCUCAGGGGCACCUUCCCGAGACGAUCUGACCUGCACCGACACCGAUCUGAACAUUCGGAAAGUCGAACGCCUCACCAAUAGACAAGCAGAUGAUCUGGUCCCCACCUACUCUCAGCUGAACGUUCACCAAAAUGAAAUUCCCAUCGCUAAAGAAGAAAAUCCUCCUAUGGCGCCGAGACCAGGAGAAAUGCCAACGACUGCUCAGGCAGAUGAUCUGGACCCCACCUACUCGCGGCUGAACCUUCUCCAAAAUGAACUUCCCAUCGCUAACGAAGAAGAUCCUCCUGUUGCGUCUGGACCAGGAGAAAUGUCAGUGACUGCGCAGGCAGACGGUCUGAACUCGACCUACUCAGUGCUCAAACUUCCUAAUGAUGAACAUCUCACCGAAGAGUAUGAAGAUCCUCCCAUUGCCCCGGGACCUGCGGAAAUGUCAGUGGUUGCACAGACAGGUCCGCAUAAAGAGCAGACGAACGAGAACAUCGGAAAUAGACCGGACCGUAAGUUCUGCCUACUCUGCCUGGUUACGUUCGUCCUCUUCGCGACGGUGGUCGGGCUCUCGAUCCAUGUGUCACAGAUUCGUCAGUCUGAGAUCACAUCCGACAGAAAUUACCAGGAGUUAAACUCAACCCUUCAAUCCAAGAUAUCCGAGAAUUCCCACCUGAAUUUCUCCCGGAGAACCUGUCUGAAAAAUCUCUCUGCGCUCAACUCUAAUCUAUCCGAUCUUAAACGAAUGCACAGCUAUCUCCGUCACCAGUUCACUGAGAUGGAAACGAAGUACAGAUCUGUCAACGAAACCAAGGCUCAAAUCUGUGAAUUGUUGACCAGCAGAAAAGAGCAUCCGUGUCCUCAGAACUGGAUCGAUAACGAAAAUCGGUGUUAUUUCAUAUCUUCCUUGGAGAAAACUUAUGAUGGAGCGAGGGAACAUUGUUCAAACUUGGAUGCAAGGCUCCUCGAAAUAAAUUCAAAAGAGGAAGAGGAAUUUGUUUCCACCUCUGUCGGCGAUGAAUACAGAACUUACUGGAUUGGAAAAUGCAGAGACGGGAAUGUGGGCUCUAAUCUUCUGUACAAGUCCUAUAGCCGGCCCAGCUGCAGAAAAUGCGACGGAUCCUGGACAUACGAUUGCAAAAUAAAACACAGAUUCCUCUGCGAGAAGUCGGAUAUUCCUGCAGAGAUCCGAGGUCUUUGUCAACACCCCGUGGGGAGAACCUAAAUCAAAGGAAUGUAUCUCAAUUCUCCCCAUUCAAUCUACCCCACUCUCAAACCCCUACCCUUUUACUCCUUCACACCCACUCCAUCGUACACCAGUCUCCUCCUCUAAUCGCAUCCACAUUCUCCCCCACUACUCUCCCUCUCCCCAUCCAGACCACUCUUCACCCUUCCUGCCCCUCUCUCCUCCGCUCGCCACAAUUACUCCCUCUUUCUACUCUUAUCUUUGCCAUUCUCCCCAACACAUUCUUCUUCUGCUCUGGCUCUCUCCCCCUCGGACCCCAUUCUCGGCCUCUCCUCUCUCCGUUCUCUCCACACACUCUCACCUCAAUUCUGUGAACUCUGGCUCUCAAUUCCCCAACCCAACCCAAUGUGCACAUUUACCCUCCUUGUGCCCCUCCUGGCUUCAUACCCUCGCUCCAGGAACUGUAGACACAUCCUUUCUGCUUGCCUUCUGUCCGUAACUCAGACCGUCGAGACCCGGCAACAUCCUCGUAAAUCUCACCCCGCACUCUUCCCAGCUUAGUGGCAGCUUUCCUACAGGAGGGGGACCAGAAGUGAACACCGCCCUCCAAGCGCGGCCUCAACGACGCCUUGUACAACUUCAAGGUGACUUCGGUACGGUGCAAAAUUAUCGUAAAUAGGGAGAUGUAAAAUUAACGUAAAUAGGGAGAACUAAUAAAUACUGCAAUGAAGGUGAA
Hypanus sabinus (Atlantic stingray) is the source of this 2004-nucleotide messenger RNA. Its product is annotated as C-type lectin domain family 12 member B-like. The transcript has 10 exons. Lineage: Eukaryota; Metazoa; Chordata; Chondrichthyes; Myliobatiformes; Dasyatidae. The record is from RefSeq and is a predicted model, not a curated record. The coding region runs from base 51 to 1307 and encodes 418 amino acids. Gene Ontology annotation, biological process: inflammatory response; lipoprotein metabolic process; leukocyte cell-cell adhesion. Gene Ontology annotation, molecular function: low-density lipoprotein particle receptor activity. Gene Ontology annotation, cellular component: signaling receptor complex; plasma membrane.